Messenger RNA from Mercenaria mercenaria, 1306 nucleotides. RefSeq names its product collagen alpha-2(VIII) chain-like. The record is from RefSeq and is a predicted model, not a curated record. Bases 53 to 781 code for a protein of 242 amino acids. The transcript has 2 exons. Gene Ontology annotation, molecular function: protein binding. NCBI's taxonomy places the organism in Eukaryota, Metazoa, Mollusca, Bivalvia, Venerida, Veneridae.
UUCAGAUAUAAUAACAUUAACAGAAACUUGGAACAUUUAGAUAAAUAUAAAUAUGCAAUAUUAUAAGGCUGUCCAUAGUAACAGAACGUUUAUCUUUUUUAUCGUUCUGCUACAAGGUAAGGUUUUUGGAGAGCCACAUUGCUCCAAAUUUCACUAUGAAGAACAAACUUUAAAGAAAACUAUUCGUUUGGAAUUCCAAAUGGAAAGGCUUAAGUCGGAAAUGGAGAACACACAGAAGCGUACUUUGGAUAUGUUAAACGAACUGGAAAACUUCAAAGAAAAACUCUCAACUGAGUUCAAUGGCAUAAAAGAACAAAACAGACUAGACUUAGAAAACCGAUCUGAAGAUUUUAGAAUCUUAAAAGAUUUAGUUUCUACCCCGGCUAUUGCAUUCCAAUCACGGAAUCCAUCUACAACCAAUCCAAAGUCUGGCGACAAGAUCGUUUUCACAGACACACUGCACGAUUCAACGCAUUCUUACAACAACAAAACUGGGAUAUUCACGGCUCCUGUCUCUGGAACUUAUUUGUUCAAUGUUCAACUUUGCUUAGCCGUCGGCAGCAAAUAUAUUUAUUAUGCGAUAUAUGUCGGAUCUACGGCCGUAACUAACACACUUCUAAAUGACUCUGCAGAGCGAUUUUGCAACAGUGCCACUGCUAUUGUUUACCUUCGAAAAGAUGACGAAGUGUACAUAAAAGUUCCCUCUACAAGUCAUCAUGCCUUGCGAGAAACAAGUAAUGAGUGGAAUAUGUUUAGUGGAGUUUUGUUAAACAACAAUUAGCGUUUGCUAUGACAUUGACUCAAUUACACUAAUUGAUAAUUAUUACAAAUACGGACUAAGUAUCUGUUAUUUCACAAAUUGUCGGGAAAAUAACUGAAAAAUUGAGCUGUAGAACAUUGUUUUUCUGCAUCGUAAAUGUAUCUUUAUAAAGUUUAUAUUAUGAUGCACAAUCAUUAUUACUGAUAUUUUUUCUUAGAAAAAAGAACUAGUGUAUAUAAGAGAAAGAUUUAGGUUUAAUUAACUAUUAAAUUGCAAGUUUUACAUAUAAAAACGAAUUAUUUUGACGGUGAAUUGAGACUCACUCGCUGUAACAAUGUUUAACAUUUCCGUUAUUGACCGCCGAAUCAACAUAAAAGAGAACAAAAUUGCCAGUCAUGGUACGUUAUAUAUAAAAACUUGCAUUUUCAUAGGAAUAGAAAAUAAACUAAGACACUUCAGCCUAAUAUCUUAUUGCCAGUUUCAUCAAAAUGAUCCGCAAUUCUAGUAUCAUUUCCGCAAUGGUAACGUAAAAAUCCAUGUUGGGGA